Molecule: messenger RNA, 1175 nt
Organism: Rosa chinensis
Lineage: Eukaryota; Viridiplantae; Streptophyta; Magnoliopsida; Rosales; Rosaceae
Product: 4-hydroxyphenylpyruvate dioxygenase
Exons: 1
Coding region: 15-1175 (386 amino acids)
Biological process (GO): L-tyrosine catabolic process
Molecular function (GO): 4-hydroxyphenylpyruvate dioxygenase activity
Source: RefSeq, a predicted model, not a curated record
UUCAUCAGCACACAAUGACAAUGGGCCACGAAACCGAGAACCCCUUCAAGCUCGUCGGAUUCUCCAACUUCGUUCGAUCCAACCCCCGUUCCGACCGAUUCAAGGUCAACCGCUUCCACCACAUCGAGUUCUGGUGCACCGACGCCACCAACGCCGCCCUCCGCUUCUCCUGGGGCCUCGGCAUCCCCAUGGUUGCCAAGUCUGACCUCUCCACUGGCAACCAAACCCACGCCUCCUAUCUCCUCCGCUCCGGUGACCUCUCCAUCCUCUUCACCGCCCCUUACUCCCCAACCAUAUCCCACCCGACCCGGCCCACCUCCACCGCCUCCAUCCCCACCUUCGACCACUCCGCCUCACGCGCAUUCUCCGCCAAACACGGCCUCGGCGUCCGAGCCGUCGCAGUCGAGGUCACCGACGCCGACCUCGCCUUCCACUCCAGCGUCUCCCACGGCGCUAAACCAGUGUCCCAACCCAUUCUCCUCGACAACCGCGUCACAAUCGCCGAGGUCCAUCUCUACGGCGACGUGGUUUUGCGGUACGUAAGCUACAAAGACCUAGCCCAGCUCACCGACCCGAACCCGGACACGUGGUUCCUCCCCGGAUUCGACUCGGUCCUUUCCUCUUUCCCCCUAGACUUCGGCUUCCGCCGUCUCGACCACGCCGUUGGCAACGUUCCCGACCUCUCCGCUGCCAUGACUUACGUGAGAAGCUUCACCGGAUUCUACGAGUUCUUGGAGUUCACGGCGGAGGACAUAGGGACAAGCGAGAGCGGACUGAACUCGGCAGUUCUGGCCAACAAUGACGAGACGGUGCUGCUUCCGAUGAACGAGCCGGUGUACGGGACGAAGAGGAAGAGCCAGAUUCAGACGUACCUGGAGCAUAACGAAGGCGCCGGAGUCCAGCACCUGGCUCUGGUCACGGAAGACAUAUUCAGGACCUUGAGGGAGAUGAGGCAGCGCAGCGGAAUAGGAGGAUUCGACUUCAUGCCGGCGCCGCCGCCGACGUAUUACCGGAAUUUGAAGAAGAGGGCCGGCGAUGUGUUGACGGAUAAGCAGAUCAAGGAGUGUGAGGAGUUGGGGAUUUUGGUUGAUAGGGAUGACCAGGGGACUCUGCUUCAGAUUUUCACAAAGCCUGUGGGAGAUAGGUAUGUGCCAUUCUCUUCAUUUCUUUGUUAA